Cyphellophora europaea CBS 101466 is the source of this 297-nucleotide messenger RNA. RefSeq lists its product as uncharacterized. The transcript has a single exon. The record is from RefSeq and is a predicted model, not a curated record. NCBI's taxonomy places the organism in Eukaryota, Fungi, Ascomycota, Eurotiomycetes, Chaetothyriales, Cyphellophoraceae. Bases 1 to 297 code for a protein of 98 amino acids.
AUGGCAUCUAGCACGCUACUCCGAGCAGUCACUGGCCUAGCUGCCGCAAACCUCGCCCUUUCCACCUACACAGCUUACAACAAUCACGCCCUCUUGGAACGCAACUACGAAGAGGCCGAAGCCCGCAUGGACGAGCUAGAAGGCACGCUACGGGGUCACAUCGGCAUGAUCGAGGAGUCACUAGAGCGCCUGGAGCAGAAGGCCGGAAGCCAGGGACUCGGGAAGGGUAUGGGAGCCAAGGCAGAGGACUUGUAUCGUGGGCGUGGGAAGGAUGGCAAGAAAAGCAAGGCGAUGUAG